ACGAGCAAAAUUUUGUGAUGAUGGCGAGUGACAGCCGUUAUUGCGCGAUCCUCUGCGAAUACUGCGCCUAGUUUCUUUACGAGCUGAUUCACUGUCUUGCCGACCAGUUGAAAGAUCUACGGGGCGUGCGCCAGUGUUUUUCCUCCGAGUUCAUGACGCCAAUCACCAGGUACGCUGAAAAGAUGAGACGUCGAGCGUAACGCUGGGUCGGCUGUGUUGGCUCGCUCGUAGAUUAGUGGAUCAGUGCUGCGCGUGCCGAGCGGCGUCGGAGCAGCGAUGUGGGCCCUACUGAGUCGCGUCGCGGCCUUCCUGUUCAUGCAAAUAAGGCCGACGGUCAAGUGGAUCCUCCGUAGUCUAACGCGCUUGUGCGAGUUGCAGCGCAUUUGCUACGGAACCGAACGGGGAUGCAAGCGCACCCGCCAGCUCGAGUGGAGCUUGCAGAUGUCGCGCACCCCGGCCGUGCGGACCAUCUACGAGCGGCUCAUGCAACUCGCCGACGAAGGCCGCUUCACCAAGGAGCUGUGCGUGAACGCGGUCGAGUACGCCGUCAUCGGCGUCGCCUACGUCAAGAAGAUCAACACGCAGGUGCACCGAGAGUUCGUGCGCUCCUUCCGGACCAGCAUGCUGCAGAUGUGCGGCUACCGGCAGCUCGUGCACGAGGUGGAGCUGCUGCGCAAGACCCAGUUCGUGGCGCAGGAUCCCGAGCACCUGAGCAAGCUGCUUCGGCUGUGGAAGCUGCUGCGACCGGACGAGCACCUGCGCGGCCCGGUGUCCAAGCAGUGGACCGAGGUGGGCUUCCAGGGCGAGGACCCGCGCACCGACUUCCGCGGCAUGGGCAUGCUGGGCCUGGAGAACCUGGUCUUCUUCGCCGCCGAGUACACCGAGGUGGCUCGCCACGUCCUCUCGCACUCGCUGCACCCGCAGUACGGUUACUCGUUCGCCAUCGUGGGCAUCAACCUGACCAGCCUGCUGUACCACCUACUCGUCAAGGGCAAGCUCAAGUCGCACGUGUACAACGCGGUCGCCGAGCGUCCGCACGUGGACGACUUCCACCGGGCGUACUGCUUCGUCUUCUUCGAGUUCGACAAGUUCUGGCUGGCCGAGAAGCCUGCCGACAUCAUGGAGUUCAACCGCAUCCGGGACAAGUUCGAGGACCGGCUGGUGCAGAUGCUCGACAAGGACGACUGCCUCUUCAAGCUCAGCUUGGCGGUCAAGAAGGUCUGAGUGGCCGACCACCGGUGUCGUCGUGGUCGUCAGAUAGGCAUAUCCGGUGGUGCUUGUUUGCCAGCCUGGCUCAUCACAGGCAGUCACUUGGCUGUCACUUGCCAGGGUUGUUACAUAAACCAGCUCACAGUGCUGACGUUGCUGUGUGGGGUGGUCAAAUUAUUGCCGGAUGACACGCACAGUCCAGGCAAUGCCCGGUGUGAGAAGAAAAAAAGGUUGAAAGUUCCGUACCCACCACGCACAUACAUAAACUGCCCUUGUGCCAUAGCUUGGAGUUACCUGUGAUCGCAAUCGUGUCUUGAUAAUCACAAGUUCAUUUCCUCAUGCCUGGCAUACUCUCAUCCUUUUAAAGGGAAGGUGCUCCUCGGUGCGCAUAUUUUAUUAUGUGUGGACAAACAUUUUACAUCUGUGAUUUUUACGUGUAUGUUUCUCAAAUAUUAGAUGACCACCAGUGGUGUGUUUAUUUUUGUGUUGUUUUCCAAAAUGUUUGCAAUGCAUCUGGGAAGUGUUUUGAAAGCUUUGGGUUGUUUGGUUAGUCCCAGUUUGCAAAGCGAGGAUGAGUGUGUUUAAUUUAUAGACAACGAUUAAGUGCAAAACUUUUGGUGGUUUGGUCUUCUUUCCUCUAGGUUUGCAUUAUUUUGUGUGUUCAAUUAUUUAACGUCCUGAAUGACUGUAUUGCUCUGGGAAGGCGAGAUCAAAACUCAAAAGCUGCUUCCUUUGAUCGGAGUGUACGAGACAGCUUCCGCAAACCUGCACAGAAGCAGUCAGACCGUUCAUGUUGUUCCAGUAUUAAAGCGAUUCUCCUUAGCUGCAGCUCGCAUUUUAAUUUGCAUAUGAUCCCUCUCUGGACAUUCUCCUGUUCAGAGCUGAGCAUUUUAAUUGCAGCGUUAGGUCUUCAUUCAAUUGCAUCAUUGGUAUGAGUCUUCACCAAUCCUUAUUUAGUUAUCCCUGCUCUCUAGGAUGCUCCUUCAGUUGACACUUGCCUCUUAAAAGGGGUUUGCUGUGUUCACCCAAUGACGAAAAUAGGCGAUGCACUUUAUACUCUGUUUCAUGCGUGGGGUGCAGUGCUGUGGGGACUGACGAGACUUAGCGGGGGGCAGUGCAAAAAGAUGAGCAUGACACAGUACACUGGACGAGAGUUCUUGUAGCAGCUGCGUUCACAACAAAAUACAGUUUGGCGUUUUUGCCUGCGAGCAUACGAGAUAGUUUUUUAUUUCAGCUGAGUAAUAAGGGAAGACUGGCUGCCGCCUUUGAAAGAAACCUGCCACAUUGCGCAAUUGUCAGUACAUUAUUUCUCUAAGAUUUCAAGUCUUGUUGUUCGUUUUUGGGUUUUUCACCCACAGCUUGUCGCAAUGUCUCGUGCACAGUCCUGCACAAGUACUCACAACCACGAAACAUGCAACGUUGUAGAUUUUGCUUACUCAACUUCUUGCGUAGCUUCUAUAGCAUUACAGACUGCAUAUGGAACACAAAAUAUUGUCAUUGCAUGACUGUUCCAUAAUGAAAAUUUGGGUACCGUGGACGUGUAGUAUGAGUCUGUUAAAGUGCACUGGAGUGUAGGGGUAUUUUGCAAGCACCUUCUUUUUGUAAGGAUCUCCGAGAGGAAUUAUUGAAACAAAGUGUUUACUGUUAAGGAGUGGCAUUGUUUUCCACACGGUGGUUUCGAGGAAACAUUGUGCAUAUAAGGCUUGGAGUCCAACUGUUUGCAUUUAAAGGAGCACAGACACAGUUCUGCAGUUGUGGAUACAAUUGUCUCACAUACAUGGAUGAUGCUUUACAAGCAUAAGGCAGGUGAAAUGGCAGAUGCCUUAGUGUGAAAGUACUGUGAGUUACCAAAGGCCAAAUGUAGCAUUGCUGACAUUGUUGUGAUGUUAUGAAGCCAGGCAAAAUUUGUUAUUGUCACAUAGCAUGGAGUCCUGACACAAUGUCCUGGCAAGCAAUUAUAGGAACAAAGCAGGCAAGUGUAUCACAAUGUGCCAUGGUGCAUCCACAUUCUAGAUAUCAAAACGGAAACAGGCUUUAUAGAUAAUUAUUUAGCACACCAUUACAUUCUCAUUACAUUUUCCAGUGUGUGUUUGCAAUGCUUAAAUACUUUGAUGCAAUAAGAUGUGAAGACGACAAUGAUAUGUUAGUAUUCCAUUAGAACAGCAUUUCACCUCGCGAAGACCUCGCAUGAUGGUAAUACUGCUGCUAGAUACGACCACACUAGGUUCAGCACAGGUUGAACAGCUGUUAAAAAGAACUUCCUCCAUGAGAGAUCUGUUAUGCGUCCCUAUGGAGUAGGCGUGCAGUUCACCAUUUGUGCAUGUCUUUGUGGAAUUUAUCACGGCCUGUUUGAAGGCACACUCUUAGUUGCGUGCACCAGACAGAUAUGAGUACAACAUCAGCAUUAGUGAAGUAAGAUAACAUACGACAUCUAAGAACAGUCAUUGCAUGCUUCUGUCGACACUGUGGUGCUGCGUUCUCACUGGAAAUGGCUCUUGGAACUCAAUCAAAUGAAACAUAGCUUUACUAUGGUGGGAUGUUAGUAUCUACAGUGCUCAGCAAUUCAGACAUGAUAGAUAGUUAAACUGCGAGUAGUGCAGCAAUUUUUGUCAUCGGAGAGCACUCGGUGAUUGUGGGGGGGAGUGUUGUUAAGUGGAGUCAGAGUGUGUAGAAAAAGCUCCCACUUUCAUGGCAUAUCACAACACACCAGCUCAGUGUCCCCAGUGCCCACUUGCGUUUCAAAAGGUGCUGCCAGUCACAUGCUCCAAGUGUCCUAUUUUAAUCGCUUAGCAUGGUGCAUUGUCCCCUCAUUUCAACCUAAUGUAAGCGUGCAGUUAUGCAAAAGUGGUGCGCCAUUUGAUGUGGCACGUUCACAUUUGCUGCAGUGGGUCUCACUUUAGAAAUUGCAGUGAGCAUUAUUGUGGCAAGUUUCUACGCAGUAGCCUCUAUAAGACUGCAAGAGAUUGGUUAUGGGCAUGCUGCUGACUAUGAUGUUGCUGAUUCAAUUCUUGGGUGUGAUGGUUGCUGUGUUUCGAUGGGGGCAGAACACAAAAACACUCAUAUAAUUGCGUUAAGGUCACGUUAAUAUAUCCAAGUGGGCCAAAUAAGCUGGAUUACUUUAGCUGCAACAUCCUUCAUAGCCUGUUGUGUGUUGCUUUAAUAUAUUAAGCUCCAGAAGAUUUUAUGUAGGCUUUUCAAAUUUUUAAUAAUCGGUAGGCAUAGGUGUUGAUAGGUACAGGGCAUAUCACACUUCACUGGAGGGGUUUGCUCCAAGUUUCAUUGGCUAUGUUUGCAGGAGGGUGCCUGUCAGUUCAAGAUAGGACUGCAUUUUGAUUAUGUGGUACAGCUAGAAUCGUGAACACAGCUCUUUUUUUGAGAAAUACUAGGAAUAGCAGGGACUGUGUCUUGCCAUUGCUAGACCAUAAGUAGUGACACAUGACUGGAGUGAUUUGAGAUCUGCACUGGAAGUUGCUGAAUCAAGGGAGGGUUCUCGAAAUGUGCUGCGAGAUGUUAUUUGUACCUCCAAGUGGAGAGGGAAUGUGAAUGCGAUAGGGCUUAUAAAUACAGUUUUGUUAGGCGCCCUUAAAUUAUGUUCCACUUCUGAUGAGUUCUCGGAUAAUAGAUCAGUGAGAUCUGUGAAGUCCAUUGAGAAAGGCCCAACUGCAUCAAAAAAUACUUUAAAAUUUUGCUGACGUUUUGUUGUGCUUGAUUGGAAGUUCAGAUUGUGAUAAGGCUGUCCAUCACAGGGCAGAGUCAUUUAACUAACACACAAAGAUCUGGUGACAAUAUCCUCGAAAAUUUGUUUUGCUUUGCUUUUAUCAGUUUCUUUUGUGAACCUUUCAUUUACCCCUAAUAGUGCAGACUAAUGACAUACAAGCUUGUACACACUGAUUUUGCGCGUUUUUUUUUUUUCUGUUGUGCAUGUUUCAGUACAGCUGUGUUUAUAUCUGGGUGAACUUGCAGCACAGAUUUAUAUUUCAGUUUCACGUAUUGCUGCGUAAGGGAUGUGUUGUGUAGGUAUGGGAAGGUGUUGCACAAUCUAUUAAAAAGAUUUUGUCUUCCUCAAAAAGGCACAGGCAAGACGACAGAUGUAGAAAGUAUUACGUUGCCUUAGUGCUCAAAUACUGUCUCCAUCUGUCACCAGAA
Rhipicephalus sanguineus (brown dog tick) is the source of this 5355-nucleotide messenger RNA. Its product is annotated as ELMO domain-containing protein 1. Lineage: Eukaryota; Metazoa; Arthropoda; Arachnida; Ixodida; Ixodidae. The record is from RefSeq and is a predicted model, not a curated record. Gene Ontology annotation, molecular function: GTPase activator activity. The transcript has a single exon. The coding region runs from base 277 to 1224 and encodes 315 amino acids.